This is a messenger RNA of Exophiala xenobiotica, 5305 nucleotides long. RefSeq lists its product as uncharacterized. Gene Ontology annotation, biological process: regulation of transcription by RNA polymerase II; DNA-templated transcription. The coding region runs from base 1184 to 4627 and encodes 1147 amino acids. Gene Ontology annotation, molecular function: RNA polymerase II cis-regulatory region sequence-specific DNA binding; zinc ion binding; DNA-binding transcription factor activity, RNA polymerase II-specific. The transcript has 3 exons. The record is from RefSeq and is a predicted model, not a curated record. Gene Ontology annotation, cellular component: chromatin. NCBI's taxonomy places the organism in Eukaryota, Fungi, Ascomycota, Eurotiomycetes, Chaetothyriales, Herpotrichiellaceae.
GACCCUGUCUCUGCUCACUCACAGACAAACACCGUUUGCUGCAUUCAACACAAGCACAGCUUCUUUCUUUUCUCUGCCGCCAUUGCACUUGAGCAAUCGUCCGGCCGGUGUCCUUCUUUCUUGUUUCGCAGACUCCAGUACAACCUCAGGCUGCGCUUAUUCUUCUUCGCCGCUGAUUAUACCCGUUGACCAAGAUCUCUCAUUCAACCGGCAUUCUACCUCGUCACCCUCCCCGCCCACCGUCUUACUACCUUGAAUGAGAACCGACCACUCUUUGCCCUCGAUAUACCCCAGACUUGUCCACGCUGCGUCCCUCGGCCGUUUUGUCUUCCGCCUAUUGACAGCUUCGCAAGCCCCGACCGGUCGACCAACAGCGUUCCAGAACAAAACCGCGACCUGCCCGAACGGGCGAUCUACCAAUCCUACUGCUUCCCUGCUCGCACCUUGCAGACUCGAACGCCAACCAGCAUCGACGGCCACCCACCAGUGACGCUCACAGCCUGAGAGGUUGCUGCUGCUACUGCAUUGCUCGCAUUGUCUCUAUCCCGAAUGCUCACCCCUCCCUCUGCCAUUGACUUCUUGUACCUUUACCAAUACACCUGCUAUAUCUUCCAGGUGAGUUCCUGGACCUGAGGCCAUUGUAUUCGCCUUCCCAGAUCCCCAAUGCCUUGUUCAGCCAAUCAAGAAGUAUACUAAAGCUCCUCAGGCAGGCGAGUAAAUACAUUCUUCUCGUACAUGACUGCCUCGUCUCUCGACAGACUCUCCUAGUCCACAUCCGACUCGAUUUCUGUUUAGUUUGGUUACUUCUAUGCGAGGCUCCAGUCCUGUCCCGUCGAACCCUUUCUUUCGAAACUGUCAUACUUGCAAAAGUUCUUGCGACGAAAAUUUAUUCAGUGGUUAUAGGGUUCAAAUUCCAUGGCAUACUGAUUGCACUCUAUAAAAAAUCGAAGAAGGAAGCACAGUGGUCGUGAACAUCCUGAGGACAGCCUGUUAGCACGGUGAAACCGGCGCAUGUUACAUUGGACCAGAACACCUCUUGUGUGUUGCAACGAGUCAACCAUCUGUGAAGAAGCCCAGGCACCAUUGGGCCUGCGUCAGAGUGCACAGGAGGACCUGACUCAACCGUGCAAGACGGGGGGUAUCCGCAGUUGGUGAGCUUGAAGGCAGUUCACACGCCACGAGCAUGGCUGCAACAGAAGCUGUCAGCAGUGAGUCAACGGACGCAACGGGCCCUGGUACUGAUAUCAAGAAGCCGUCAAAAAAGUCUACUGCUGCGUCCAAUGUCCCGGGUGACCCCACCUUGCCGCCUCCGAAGACCGACAAGCCUCGCCCGCAUCUGUGCUUGACUUGUAAACGGUGCUUUGCUCGACUAGAACAUCUGAAACGCCAUGAACGGUCUCACACUAAGGAGAAGCCCUUCGAAUGUCCAGAAUGUACGCGAUGCUUUGCCAGACGAGAUCUUCUUCUGCGGCACCAGCAAAAGCUGCAUGCAUCUACCACUCCAGCAUCGCGACCUAGAGGGAGCCGGCGCGAAAGCGUCGCUGGCGUUGCGACCGGCAGAGUACGCAAGAAUUCGACGACCAACGCUCCUACAGCUAUGAGGCCCAGGGCCAAUACUCUCAGUCAUGUUGAUUCCACCACACUUGGAAUGUUGGCCAACUCUGCCGCAACUUAUGGCCGCCCAUUCGUACCAACCCACAAUAACCAUAAUAGUAUGAGCACGCUUGGGGGUACGCAAGGGUACCAUGGCCGUGCAGUGUCGACAAAUCAUCACUCCUUCAGCCUGCCGAAACUGGAGACCGGCCUUCCAGUAGACCUGUCAAAUGGUCUGCGUACUGCACCUCCCUUCGGAGGGUUUGGCGCCGAGUUCGAUAUGGGUCCCAUGGACUUUGGAGUAGAACAGGGGGAUACAAUCAACCCCCAUGCUCUUCAUAUGUCCGGUAUGGGGAUGGAUGCUUCGCACGCCCAAUUCCAACAGCUGUUCAACGGCAUAACAGCGUCCCAAGUGAUGAAUGAUGACGAUGAGGAUGACGCAACAUUUGACUGGAUGGCCCAUGGCUUUGAAAGCCAUAUGUCUUUCGCACAAGCUAACGAGAAUGCCAUCGACGACUCUUCGCCUUCGGCUAUGAGCACUAAUAGUCCGGCGGGCCUUAAUGAGAUGACAGGAGAUCGCACCAUCGGCGCCAUGCAACAGAGUGCUGUGUCAGGGGCUCCUAUGUGGUCCGGUAGCCUUGCAAGUCAAGCGGCGAUGGUCAAUAGUCCCGUGAGUAUGGAUCUCAUGUCCACAUUCACGGAGAUGAUCCAUCCUCCGAUGGGUACUAUCUCGCCAAAGUCUCUCCUGGGCCAAGGAGGAUCCAUGGAUUUAAGCCUGUCAACUCCUCCUGAUAUGGUUUCUAUGGAUCCUUCUGGUAUGCAUACAAACAUGCACUUUACUGGCUUUCACUUGCCGCUCAGCAGAGAUGGCCCUGCAUCAACAACUUCCACCGCCUCGAUGGAUUCCAGUUUGCGUCAAAGCUCAGUGACGACCACGUCCUCUGACCUGGUGACCGACCAUAUCCGGAGCGUCUUGAUUGCAGGCCUGUCCCAGACUGCAGGGUUUGGACAGCGUAAGUAUUCACAGCCAGCAAUUAGUUCGCCAUUGUCUCCGGGCGUCCCUUCACGCACAAGAGGCUUUAACGCAACUACUUUUCCUUCCACGACCGAGCUGCAGCGUUACGUGGCGUCAUAUAUCCGAUAUUUCCAUCCUCAUCUACCUUUCCUUCAUAUCGCAACCCUCAACUUCGAGUCCCCCGAGUACACCACGCCAGUCCGACUCGUCUCAGGCCAUCCACCUCACGGUCAACCGACUGUGGCUGGGGGAGGAAGCUGCCUGAUUCUAUCGAUUGCCGCCAUUGGAGCCUUGUAUGAACAUGAGAUGUCUCAAUCCAAAGACCUCUUCGAGUGUGCCAAGCGUCUGAUCAGCAGCUACCUCGAGGAGCGGCGUAAGGCAAAUAUGACCAAGACCCAAUUUGCCCCGAGACAUUCUACAGAGCGAGAAGACACGCCGUUGUGGUUGGUCCAGGCUAUGCUAUUGAAUGUGAUAUACGGACAUAAUUGUGGCGACAAGACUGCUGCUGAACUUGCCAGCAACCACUGUGCCGCGUUGGUAAGCCUUGCGCGAGGUGCGGACCUUGCUCGACCAAUUCAAGGACAUAGCGGACAAACAUCCGACAUGCAACCUCCCAAUGUCCAGAUGGGGGGCAUGCCAACCCAUAAUUGGAGCCACAUGACCAAUGAAGUGGACAAUUCCGACUGGUACGAAUGGAAAGCGACGGAAGAGCGCAAGCGGACCCUCUAUGCAGUCUUCAUCCUCUCGAGCAUGCUUGUGACCGCAUACAACCAUCCUCCCGCUUUGACAAACUCUGAGAUCCGGCUGAAUCUGCCUUGCGACGAACAGCUGUGGGCGGCCGAAUCAGGACAGGUAUGGCGGAGCUUUGGAGGGGUGGCCGGCGCCGAGGCGAACUCUACCACGUUUGCGGAAUCUUUCACCCACUUGCUCAUGGCAGCGCAACGAGAGAGACGGCGGAGCAGUUCCAUCCCUUCAUUCGCCACGGGAGGCGAGCCGGAGCUGAGACCUAGCACCUUUGGCUGCUUGAUCCUCGUCAACGCUUUGCACAAUUACAUCUGGGAGACGCGUCAAAGGCAUCUCGGGCGGCAAUGGACUACCAGUGAGACGGAACAAAUGCAUGCUCAUAUCGAGCCAGCGCUUCGUGCAUGGCAAGCUGCAUGGGCUAGUACUCCUAUGCAUAGUCUGGAACGUCCGAACCCUUUUGGUGCAGGACCCUUGUCCGCCGAUUGCAUCCCAUUACUUGAUCUUGCAUAUGUCCGACUAUUUAUCAAUUUUGGUAGGUCCAAAGAAGCCUUCUGGCAGCGCGACUACGAUGCCAUGGCAGCGGAGCUUGCGAAGGGCUCCGAGGCCAUGCCAACCCGCGAGACACCCGGUGGACGUCAGGAAAAUGGCUCGCCAAUGACCGCGUCAGAAGGCAAGGUACAGGAACAGAUGACCACGCCUCCAAAUGACAACACCGGAUCGGUAAUGCAGGAAGAUCCAGAUCAAGAGCUCCACCAGGUCCUUUCGUCGCGACGAGAAAGGCAUCUGCGCAAGGCUGCGUUUUACGCCGCUGAUUCCUUGUCCAUGUCUGACAAGCUUGGGCUAAGCUAUGCGGAAGAUACUUCUCGUGAGCUACCUGUGCAGUCCGCCAUGUGUGCCUUCGAUUGUGCACAAGUAUUGGCAGAGUGGGUCACGACUGUGCAGGAACGCGUUGGAAAAUACAUUGGCGUGAUUGGCAGGGACGAAAUGAACUUGAUGGAGGUUCCUGGCAUCCUGCUACUUGAGGACGAGGACCGUAAAUUGAUCCAGAAAAUCGACGAAGUUCUGACCAGUGCGGAACAAAAAGUCGAGAUAUUCGGCGGCUUCGACGUUAACGCGGCUCGAGAUGGUGGACACGGCAGCAGGAUUCUUGGGCUGACAGCAUACCUGCUAGAAAGAGACGCUGUCUGGCCUGUUUUCAAGUUGAUGGCGAGGUCACUCGAAACCCAAGCCGGCCACAUCAGAGAACGAGCUUUAGCCUCGGUUUCCGGCUCUUGACGCGAGUCAGCGCUGUCCAAUUUCGACUUCCACGCCCCGAGUCAUGAAGUUCGCUGGCAUUUCUUCCUGAGGCUGUCAUUGCAGCAUUUAAUACGUUUGAUUAUGGCUUAUAGGCGCGAUUGCGCUAGUAUAUAUGAUUUGUAAGGACAUAUGAUCAAAAUAUACCCCCAGACACGAAAACAGUCACGAGAAUCUGCGGACGCAACCAAGAUUUGUCUGGGAUUCAAAAGUUACGGGAUGGUUUACUCUUUCAGGUUUGCGAUUGGGGACAACCUCACGGAAGGGCACUGGCCCGUGAUAGGAGGACUCGAAGCGGUGGCAGUGAUAUGGUCGCGCUGGAUUUUAUGCACAUGGCGGAAGUUGUCUUCUGUCAGAGCCACAAGCACACUGGCACUGCUGGCGGGCUACGUCUCCACCGAUAGCUGCUCUGGAGAAAGACGCGAAGAUGCUGGAUGAAAAAGAACCAAGACCGUUUGGCAAGUAACGUUGAGAGUGAAGGGUGUUGGCGUUGUUAAGUCCUUCAGUGCCGCCUAAUAAUGAGCGUGGUUGAGGCAUAUGCUUACGUUCCCUGCACAGUGUUGACUCGGAAGUUAGAGAGUACAGGGAUUUCUGUCAUGCAUACUAUGUCUGUCGAUCAAUUCCCUUCACACCCAUGAGCCCGGGUGUUGGCUGCAUGUA